GAGAGAGAGAGAGAAAAUGAGAGACGUGCUGUCAGAGUGAGAGCUGAAGGACAUGCAUCCAUUUCUACACAAUUUCAGACUGUCGCUACUUUCAUUUACUCAUAUCCAGGCGCUUUUCUUCACAAGAGGCUAAUAAUGCUAAUUAACGCAACGGGUGGAUUUAUUUCCUGAAAUAUUAAAGAGCGCACUAAAUCCUUUUCCCGAAAUCUAUUUUUUUCGAUUUUAUUUCGAUCAUUGUUGCAGGUGUUAAACGCAACAGCUUUCGUCUGCAGGAGUCUCAUUUUAAGAAAUAGAGGUUUAUACGUCUGUCAUUAAAAACCUUCAAUCUGGAAUCACUGCUUGACAACGGACGAGGACGAAAUGAUGGCAUUAUUCUGACAACAUGAAAAAGAAAAAGUGCGGAGGAAUAAUAUUGCACUGCUCUUGAAAUCACCAUAUGAAGGUGGAGAAAGACUGAUUGGAGAGAGUUUGUAUUUUAGAUGCAAACAUAUGCCCAAAUAAUGCAGAGCACUGAUGGUAAUGUGAUGAGUCUUGCAUUUGUCACAGAUAUUGCUGGAAGGAGCAAGAGGAGAGGAGGGGGUGUCAGAGAGAGGGUGGACGAGAGAAGGCGAUAGAGAGAGAGAGAGAGAGCGCUCAGAGCGAUUAGAUGUGGAUGGGUUCAUAGAGUUGAGGAGCAGAGCACAAACAUAUCUGCUGGAGCCUGGUUGCCAUGGAUCCCCCUCCCUCUCUGAGUCUGGCCCUUCUCAGUGCGAGCGAAGACGAAGAGCAACGUCUGCCCCUUCCUCUCGGUGGUCUCUCCCAUGCUUCCCUUUCUGGCAACUACCCUGGGACCAACCACUCGAAUCACACUGGAGGCAACAGCAGCUUGGAGCGUCUCAAUGGCACUCCGUCGCCCACCACACCGAACCUUCCCCCGGCAUCGCUGCCCAAGCUGCCCUUGUCCACGACACCAAUCCCCAACGCUCUCCACCCCACCAGCACACCGCUCUCCUCCUGCCUGGGCAGCCAACAUAGCCUGAGCGGGGAGACCUCGCCUGUCUACAACGCUCUGUUCUACUCCUCUCAUUCGCCUUCCACUGAGCGAGAGCGGGAGAGGGGAUGCAAGCACAGGCAGGCCAGUCCGCUGGUGCACAGGCGGGACAGUAACCCCUUUACCGAGAUUGCCAUGAGCUCUUGCAAGUACAGCGGCGGCGUGAUGAAGCCGCUCAGCCGCCUCAGUGCCUCCCGCCGGAACCUCAUCGAGUCCGACAGCGGAAGUGACACCAAAGAGGGCGGGGCGAGUGGGAGCCAGGUGACCGCGGCCUCCUCUCAACACAGUCAGCCCCAAACCCAGAACCCCCCAGAGAUUGUUAUCUCCUCAAAAGAGGAUCCUCCUUACGGACACGCUUACGAACUCGAGGCCUCGGCCAAUCAAAUGUCCAUCUACCACCAGAACCACGCCCUCUCUGAGAGCAGGGGUGUGCUGGGAGGCGUGGCACGGGGCGGGACUAAUGGAAGGAGGGGCGGUGCUGUCGUGGGAGGGCCGGGGAGGACCGCUUCCAAAGCCAGUAAACGUAAGAAUCAGAACAUUGGCUACAAACUAGGCCACAGGAGGGCACUGUUCGAAAAGAGGAAGAGACUUAGCGACUAUGCGCUCAUAUUCGGCAUGUUUGGCAUUGUUGUCAUGGUGAUUGAGACCGAGCUGUCCUGGGGUGUCUACACUAAGGUGAGGACUUUGUGUACUGGCAACUGGGGUGAAUUGUUCAAAUCAGUUCAAGUUUAUUUGUAUAGCGCUUUUUUUUUUGCAAAGCAGCUUUACAGAAAAUUACGUUUCUACAAUAUUCAGUAGUAGCUUAUCAGUGGUGACUGUCAGUUUAUGUGCAUAUGACAGGAAUUUUCAGAACAAUUAAUACAAGACGUAGUCAACCAGAUGAUGAACACUAUUAACAGCAAUUAUUAUAUGAUGCAGUCACACUUGUAGCAGUAUUUGGUAGUUCUGUAUGUUUUAGGGUUAGCAUCAUCUGGGGUCUUCUGAGGGGUCUGCGUCAUCUCUUCUCAGGAGUUCUGGAUCCAGACUGGAGCUUGUGUAAAUCCUAGUCCGUGGCAAACCAAAGAAACAAAUAGAGACAUAAUUAGCGUAGCUGCUGUUCCAACCAAGUAAAAUUUAUUAGUUUAACCCAAUAAUGUGCAUUUGAUCAGAUACAAAAUGCGUUACAAAUUAUGAGAUGCAUUAUGUGAAUCUUUGGUGAAAGAGAUGUGUUUUUAAUCUAGAUUUAAACUGAGAGAGCGUGUCUGAACCCGGACUUUAUCAGGAAGGCUAUACAAAAAGUCCAGCAUUUUGUGACCUUAGGGAGUGUGAUGGAUUGUAGCGAGGUAUAAGGCUUGUUGUGCACGAGGACACAUCCUGCUGGUCCUUCUCUGUGUGUGAAUGAGAAUAUGUCUGUGUUUCCAAUAUUAUGUUCCUAUAAUAACAGUGGUAAAACUUGGAUGCAGCCAUACACUGAUGCAGCCUGUAAUGUAAGAGACACUUUUGACUCAAAAAAAAAAAUCUUAAAAGGACAGUUCACCCAAAAUUUUAAUUCUUUCAUCAUUUACUCGCAUUCAUGUUGUUACAUUUUUGUACAUCCAUUGAAAGUUCAAACAACCAAAACUUGUAUGUAUCAUGUAAAAGUAACUUUUAUUUUCCAUUGAUUAUUGAACGGUGCUUCAAAUGUUUUUUGUUUUUGUUUUGUUUGUUUAUGAAAAAUUUGACCUAUAUAAUAGUAACUGCUUAUGUGUUCUACUGGAAAAUUCAUAGGUUUUAAGUGAGGUGAGGGUGGAUUUAAAUUUCAGUUUAAAACAAAUGAUCUGUGAAAAGUGUGAGGCAUUUGAAGUGACCAAAUUUAGAUGUGCAAUGCGAAUGCAUGAUUUUUGCUACAAACACCAACAAUUAUCAAGCAAGUUAAUCAUUAGAGAUAUAAAUAAAUGUUUUUUUCGGAAGUUUCAUUCAUAAGCUGUCUCAGUUUGAAUCUCAGGAUCUCAGGAACUUCUGUUAUUUAGAGGGUGUAAGGCUUUAUCAUGUUACACGCUCUAAACUGAAAAUCAGCUGUCAAAAAAUGAUCUGUGGAGAACUGGUAUGGCAUUUGUCACCCUUGUGGAACAGAGGACAGUAACGAUGCACCUGUGUAUCUGGCAUGAACAUGAAUGUUUUAAAUACUCGUCUAUCUUAGUGAACAUGAACAUACAGUAGACAUUCAAAGUCAGUAAUGCUGCUGCUGUCAGAGAAGUACUGAGAGGAUCAGAUGUCAGUAGGCUCAGAAAGAAUUUUGGACAGCUGUCUGGGAGAUUUCUUAAAUGGGGAAGGGAUCAGUAAUAUUUGUGUGAUUUAAGAAAUGUUUGGAAACUUUUAUUAAAUGAAUGUUCUGGAUGAAAAACAAGCUCCCAGCACAACAUUUUGAAUCAUCCAUCACUUUGAAAAACAAGCAAAAAUGUACAGUGCCCUACACAUAACAUGUGGAUGAAAAAAAUAUAUAUUGUGACCAUGACUUAUUGAUUUUUGGCAACAUUAAUUCAUAAUUCAAUCUUGGCCUCAUUCUGCUAAUUUGUUUCCUCGUUUUAGUUCAGUUGUGGCCACAUUAUUGUUAUUUGUUCCUUUAAUUCUGUGAAUCUGUUGCCCACUAUUAUAUGGUAACCAAAAUUAGGCAACAAAUUAAGUUGUCAGAACAAAAUCUUAAUUUAUUGCCACAAUAUCGAAGGCAGGGCUCAUUAUUUAUGGAGUGGCUCUUACAGU
Messenger RNA from Carassius gibelio (silver crucian carp), 3748 nucleotides. RefSeq names its product small conductance calcium-activated potassium channel protein 3-like. The coding region runs from base 710 to 1828 and encodes 372 amino acids. The record is from RefSeq and is a predicted model, not a curated record. Gene Ontology annotation, molecular function: calmodulin binding; small conductance calcium-activated potassium channel activity. Gene Ontology annotation, biological process: potassium ion transmembrane transport. Gene Ontology annotation, cellular component: neuronal cell body; neuron projection; plasma membrane. Lineage: Eukaryota; Metazoa; Chordata; Actinopteri; Cypriniformes; Cyprinidae. The transcript is spliced from 4 exons.